Messenger RNA from Vitis riparia (riverbank grape), 1034 nucleotides. Its product is annotated as pentatricopeptide repeat-containing protein At3g29230-like. The coding region runs from base 146 to 628 and encodes 160 amino acids. Gene Ontology annotation, molecular function: RNA binding; protein binding. Gene Ontology annotation, biological process: RNA modification. The record is from RefSeq and is a predicted model, not a curated record. The transcript is spliced from 4 exons. Lineage: Eukaryota; Viridiplantae; Streptophyta; Magnoliopsida; Vitales; Vitaceae.
GCGUAAAGCCAUUUGAAGCAACUGUUGUCAGCCUCUUAUCGGCUUGUGCCCAUUUGGGCGCUUUGGAUAAGGGUUGCAUUUGCAUACUUAUAUCAACGAUAAUAGAAUUGAGGUCAAUUCCAUUGUUGGCACUGCACUUGUGGACAUGUAUGCGAAAUGUGGAAAAAUUUCCCUUGCCACGCAAGUUUUUAAUGCAAUGGAGUCCAAAGAUGUUCUAGCUUGGAACACAAUCAUAGCAGGCAUGGCCAUACACGACCAUGUGAAAGAAGCCCAACAAUUUUUCAAGGAGAUGAAAGAGGCGGGUGUUGAACCAAAUGACAUAACCUUUGUAGCUAUGCUUAGUGCCUGUAGCCAUGCUGGAAUGGUGGAUGAAGGGCUCUUGGAGGAGGCUAUGGAACUUAUAGGGACCAUGCCCAUGGAGCCCAACCCAUGUGCGUUGGGGGCAUUGCUUGGAGGUUGCAGGAUCCAUGGCAACUUUGAGCUGGGUGAGAUGGUGGGAAAACGCCUCAUCAACCUUCAACCAUGCCAGAGUGGCCGCUACAUCCUCCUCUCAAACAUAUAUGCAGCAGCAAAAAAAUGGGACGAUGCAAGAAAAGUGAGGAACCUUGGCAGGAGUGAGCGUGAUUGAGCUGAAAGGUGCAUCGGUUUGUGGCUGGUGACUGGUCACACCCGGAAUCAAACAAGAUAUAUGAGAAGUUGAAUGAGAUACACACAAGGCUGAAGAGUGCAAUUGGGUAUUCAGCAGAUACCGGGAAUGUGUUGUUGGACAUGGAAGAGGAAGAUAAAGAACAUGCUCUAGCUGUUCAUAGUGAGAAGCUGGCCAUUGCUUAUGGGCUACUACACUUGGAUUCAAAAGAAGCCAUUAGGAUUGUGAAGAACCUUAGGGUUUGCAGAGAUUGUCACCAUGUCACCAAGCUGAUUUCAAAGGUUUAUGGUCGAGAAAUUAUUGUAAGGGAUCGGAAUCGGUUUCAUCAUUUUGAAGAUGGUGAAUGUUCCUGUCUUGAUUUUUGGUAGAGUCAGUGUUAAAUAUUGAA